CGUCUUCCUCCUCUCAAUACAUAUAAACCCUUCCUUUCUCAUCUCCUCUGCUUACUGUUCUCUAAUCUAAUCUACACUCAGCUUUCAUUAAAAAACCUAAACACUUGAGUUUCUGAAAAAUGUCGGAAGAAUUCGACGAAUCUGAGAUCAUUUUCUCCGACAACUUCUUCCCAGCUCGCCGGCGUGAUGAAGCAAACGAGAAAGAGAAUCUUCCGGUUGAGUUACGAGAAAACACAAGACGGAGAAGGAGCAAAACGACGUCGUUGCCUUCACCGGCGGCAUUCUCGACGUCGCUUCCGGUGAAUAUACCGGGUGAUAUGAUGCGGCGGAGGUACUCGGAGGAUGAUGAAGAAUAUUCCGAUGACGACGGAGGAAGUAGGAAAAUGGUUCCGCCGCAUCUGAUCGUUGGACGGAGGAUGGAAGGUGGUCAGAUGGCGUUUUCCGUUUGUACAGGUAACGGGAGGACUCUCAAAGGAAGGGAUCUUAGCCGGGUUCGUAAUUCGGUUCUCAGGUUAACCGGUUUUUUGGAGGCUUAGUUUCGGACCGGUUCCCGGUUUAAUCAAAAUUUUCCGUCUUCCAAAUUUUUUUUCUCUUUAGCGGAAGAAUC
This is a messenger RNA of Brassica oleracea var. oleracea, 607 nucleotides long. RefSeq lists its product as uncharacterized. NCBI's taxonomy places the organism in Eukaryota, Viridiplantae, Streptophyta, Magnoliopsida, Brassicales, Brassicaceae. The transcript has a single exon. The record is from RefSeq and is a predicted model, not a curated record. The coding region runs from base 120 to 536 and encodes 138 amino acids.